UAGACUUUAUAUUCAGUCCAGCACUAAACUCAGAAAUGAACACUCGCCUUCUUUUCUUAGCUUUAGUCCUUCCUCUUGGAGUCUUCAAGGCAACAUCAGCUGUGGAGACAACCACAGCUACAACUACAACUUCUUGCUGCCCUAAGAAGAUCAUAUCUGGUGAUGGGGAUAGCCGUUCAGGAACCUACACUUUUAACACUACUAUGGAUGUUAGCACCCUUCCAGGAGAGUGCAAGGAUGGAUGCAUCUACACCAAGAUGGGUUUAGACGAGUUGUUCUGUUUUGCUCCUGGAAAUCUGACAUCAGAAUGUGUAGUUUUAACAGCAAUAAGCUUUGCCGUGAAUAGUAGUCCAAAAGGGGUUGGAAGUUAUCCUUGCACCAAUGAAAUAACAGCCUCUUUCAACACCCUAUCUGUUUUCAUUGUAUUGGAUGAAGAAAUAAUAUCAUGUGGAGGACAAGACCAAAGUGGAAGUAUGAGUGGUAGUUGUCAAGUAUGGCGGAAUAAGACGUGGCAAACCUUCCCACCCUUGAAUCAGGAACGGAGUGUGUUUGCAAUGAACACUUUUCAAGACACAAUAGUUGUCAGCGGAGGGUUAACUGUCGGAUCAAAAACAACGAGCAGUAUGGAGAUUUAUAAUAAAACGGCAGAAAAAUGGGAAACGCUUACUGAUGGUUUAAGUUUAUCUAGAAGCUUCCACUGCGCUGUUGAUAUUGGUGGAAAAAUGUUGAUUAUUGGUGGACAACAUGACGAAGAAACAUUUUUAUCAAAAGUGGAACAAUAUACAAUAAACCUAGAUACAUCUAAAGCUAUUUAUGAAACUAAAGCAGAUAUGCUGAAACCUAGAUAUGUUAUGGGGUGCACUGUCUUUGAGAACAAUGUGUAUGUUUCUGCUAUUACAGAAAAUACUGUUGAUAUUUAUGAUGUUGAUACGGAUGUUUGGAAACAGUUACCUGCUAAACUGAAUGAUGAUGGUUCAAGGUUUAUGUUUCGUAACCUUGUUAAUCUGAAUGGAGCUUUGUAUUUUUUUGGCAAGAAAACACAAGUAUACAAGGAAGGAAACUGGAGUUUUGUUAAUGAUUCAACUAUAAGUGAAGAAAAUUACUUCAAUAUGGUGGUUGCACCUCUAGCUUGUGAGAACUAACUAUAGUAACAAUAUGGAUAAAUGUUGACAACAUAUGAUGUAUGGACUACCGACUAGUUUGUGAUUUGGAUUUCAUUUCACCCUGGAUAUGCUAAUGGAAACAUAUAAUUAAUAGAUUUGGAAUCAAAUUUGUGAUAUUUCUAAUUUUUUUAUAUUUUAGUUUGGUUUUAUGCUUUGCACUGUGCACACUUAUAUUAUAAUAUAUAUUGGAAUUGUAAUUGGAAUUGGAAUUAGAAAUAAAUUUUAUACUUUUUAA
Eurytemora carolleeae is the source of this 1398-nucleotide messenger RNA. RefSeq lists its product as uncharacterized. Bases 36 to 1142 code for a protein of 368 amino acids. The transcript has 10 exons. NCBI's taxonomy places the organism in Eukaryota, Metazoa, Arthropoda, Copepoda, Calanoida, Temoridae. Gene Ontology annotation, molecular function: protein binding. The record is from RefSeq and is a predicted model, not a curated record.